AACAUUACAUCAUCAAUCAAAAAACUGUCCUAAUAUAACACAACACUCACCUCUGCCACAAACAACAACAAACUCAUCACUCUCUCUAGUAACCUCAAAAUGGCCUUCAAAGACAAAGAGAAAAAACUCUUUCUUUCUUCACUAAGAAACAAUGCUUCAGAACACAAACUUCUCACAUCUCUUCUCUUUCUCUGCAUCAUUGCUACUCUCCUUCUCUUCAUUCCUUCUUCUUCUUUCACUAUCUCAGCUUCUGAUCUCAGAUUCUGCAUCUCAAGAAUCUCUCAAACCCCACCAACACCAUCACCACCACCACCACCACCACCACCACCACCAUCACCACCCUCUACCAUUCUUCAUGAAAAACUCAUUCUUAACAACAAUAACACCAAUAUCAUCAAACGUUUCUUCCACCCUUAUGGUUCAGCAGCAUAUAACUUCAUCACAAUGAGUGCUUAUAGAGGUGGACUCAACACUUUUGCUAUCAUUGGUCUUUCUUCAAAGCCUCUUCAUGUUUAUGGAAAUCCUACAUAUCAAUGUGAGUGGAUUCCUAACAUAAGAACAAACACAAAUUCUUCUAUUGAAAAAAUCACUACCAUUGGUUAUAAGAUUCUUCCUGAUUGGGGCUAUGGCCGUGUUUAUACCGCGGUUGUUGUUAAUUGUACUUUCAAUGAAACAAUCAAUGUUAACAACAAUGGCGGAAAGUUGAACCUUUAUGCUUCGACAUCAGGCGGCGGUGACACAAACUACAAUAUUACUGAUAAAAUGGAAGUUCUUGUUGAACAACCUAAGGUUUUGGAUUUGACCCUUUUUGAUUCAAAGCCAAAGUAUGAAUUUUUUUACUGUGGAUCAUCUUUGUUUGGGAAUUUGAAUCCACAAAGAGUGAGAGAAUGGAUAGCUUAUCAUGUGAGAUUAUUUGGGCCAAAAUCACAUUUUGUUUUACAUGAUGCUGGUGGUGUUCAUGAAGAAGUGUUUGAAGUUUUGAAACCUUGGAUUGAACUUGGUUAUGUUACAUUGAAUGAUAUUAGAGAGCAAGAAAGAUUUGAUGGUUAUUAUCAUAAUCAAUUCAUUGUUGUGAAUGAUUGUUUGCAUAGAUAUAAAUUUAUGGCUAAGUGGAUGUUCUUUUUUGAUGUUGAUGAGUAUAUUUAUGUUCCUCCAAAGAGUACUAUUAGAACUGUUCUUGAUUCUCUUUCUGAAUACAAUCAGUUUACAAUUGAACAGAUGGCAAUGAGUGUUAAGGUUUGUCUCUCUGAUGAUUAUGGCAAAACUUACAGAAAAUGGGGAUUUGAAAAGCUUGUAUACAAAGAUGCAAUUACAGGAAUUAGAAGAGAUAGAAAAUAUUGUGUUCAACCAAGAAACUUAUAUGCAACUGGUAUUCACAUGUCAGAGAAUUUAGUUGGAAAAACAACUCAUAACACUGAAGGAAGGAUCAAAUAUUUUCACUACCAUGGAAGCAUAGCAGCAAGAAGAGAAACAUGCAAAAUUCUAGUGAACAAAACAAAUGUUAACUAUGAAAAAACACCUUAUGUGUUAGAUACUACAUUAAGAGACAUUGCUGGUGUAAUCAAGAAAUUUGAGCUUAAGAUGAUUGGAUCAAGAUUGCAGAAAACAAGACAAUGAUACCUUCAAUUCUUUUUCCUUUUUUUUUUCUUUACCUUUUCCUUUAAGGGGUCUUAAAUUUAAAGUUAUUUAAUUUAUCUUUUCAUAGGAUAUAAAAUCAUUUAAAGGUUCUUUCUUUUCUAUUUUUUCUUCUAUGUAUUAUAUUCUUCUUCUUUUUCUACUUUUAAUAUAGUACAGAAACUGAUAAAUAAAUUAUCUUGUUUCAUUUUUUAAUAAUUUUUUAGAGGUUCUUUGUUUUUUUUUAUAUGCUGUAUUUUGUAAAAAUAAUGAAUAAAGAUUUCAAUAAUUUGUCA
Molecule: messenger RNA, 1910 nt
Organism: Trifolium pratense (red clover)
Lineage: Eukaryota; Viridiplantae; Streptophyta; Magnoliopsida; Fabales; Fabaceae
Product: galactan beta-1,4-galactosyltransferase GALS3-like
Exons: 2
Coding region: 100-1617 (505 amino acids)
Source: RefSeq, a predicted model, not a curated record